AUGUACCAGUUCCAGAAAAGUGAUUGUGCAAAAGAUGAAAUGCUCUUGACAUCAUUGCGAACAUUUUUCGUGUUCCUGCUGCUCGUAGCAGCCUUGGUCUCUCGACAGCACGCUGUCGAAGAGGAGGAAUGGAAGAAGUGUUUUGAUGACCCUGAUUAUGAGGAGCUGUUAAAAGUCGCCAAAAAUGGGCUAGAAAAGGCUUUGGAGCCAAAGACUGUGGCGAUUGUUGGGGCAGGAAUCAGUGGACUCACUGCUGCCAAAUUACUGAAAGAUGCCGGGCAUCAGGUUAAGAUUUUGGAAGCCAGUGACCACGUGGGAGGGCGGAUAAAGACCUAUCGUGAGAAGGACUGGUAUGUGGAAUUGGGAGCUAUGCGCCUACCCAAGAAUCACAAAAUUAUUCAUGAAUUUCUUAAGAAAUUCAACCUCCUAUUAAACCCAUUCAUUCAGACAGAUGAGAAUGCCUGGUAUUUAAUUAGAAAUAGAAGAGAAAAGGUGGGAACUGUGAAUGAAUAUCCUAAUCUCUUUGGAUAUCAAUUGGAUCCUAAGGAAAGGGGGAAAUCUGCUGAUGAUCUCUAUGUGGGAACACUGGAUAAGGUGACAACAAACUGCACAAUUUUGAAGGAGAAAUACGACUCGUAUUCCACCAAGGAAUACUUAAUUAAGGAAGGAAAUCUGAGCAGAGGGGCUGUAGAUAUGAUUGGUGACCUCUUAAAUGAAGAUGCUGGAUUCUACAUUUCCUUUCUUAAUUCUGCCUUGCAACACGUGAUGUUCCUUGACAAUAACAGUUUUGAGGAAAUCACGGGUGGAUUUGACCAGCUCCCCAAUGCCUUCCUCCAGGAUAUGCCCAGAACAAUCUUUUUAAACUCCAGAGUCGAGAAGAUUAUUCGCUCAAGCAAGAAAGUCACUGUGUUUUUCCGAAAGCUGGGCAAAAAUGCCUUGUCGUAUCUGACGGCCGACUAUGUCCUUGUCACUGCUACUGCAAAAGCUACACGACUCAUCAAAUUCCAUCCGCCUCUUUCCCAUUCAAAGGCUCAUGCUUUGCGUUCCUUUCAUUAUGCAAGUUCUACUAAAAUUGCCUUGGCUUGCACAGACAGAUUUUGGGAGAAAGAUGGGAUUCGAGGUGGGAGGUCCAUCACAGAUCACCCAUCCCGAAUUAUCUACUACCCAAACCAUGAUUUCCCCAGUGGCCUUGGGGUACUCCUAGUUUCUUAUACCGUGAGUGAUGACGCUGACUUCUUUGUUCCUCUCAGUGAGGAAAAGUGCAUUGACGUGGUGAUGGAUGACCUAUCCGAAAUCCACAAUGUGUCCAAAGUUUAUCUCAAAUCUGUUUGCAACAGGCAUGUGAUUCAGAAAUGGGCGCUAGACAAGUUUUCGAUGGGGGCCUUUGCUUCCCCCACCCCAUACCAGUUCAGCCACUUUUUCAAGACUUUGUUUCAGAAUGAAGGGAGGGUGUAUUUUGCCGGAGAACACACAGCCCACCCUCAUGCCUGGAUCGACACUGCCAUGAAAUCUGCUAUAAGGGCAGCGAGGAGUAUUAAUCGUAGUGCCAAUAAAUCUGUAUUGGGAAAUCUGAGCAAUUAA
Elgaria multicarinata webbii is the source of this 1581-nucleotide messenger RNA. RefSeq names its product L-amino-acid oxidase-like. The transcript has 7 exons. Lineage: Eukaryota; Metazoa; Chordata; Lepidosauria; Squamata; Anguidae. The record is from RefSeq and is a predicted model, not a curated record. Gene Ontology annotation, molecular function: L-amino-acid oxidase activity. The coding region runs from base 1 to 1581 and encodes 526 amino acids. Gene Ontology annotation, biological process: amino acid catabolic process.